AUGUCCCCUGCAACCCUUCCGGUCAAUUCGUCUUCCAAGUUGCCCUCGCCCGGGUUCAACGCCGGUACACGGCCCUACCGAUCUCACAAGGUUCGCGCAUGCGAUCUCUGUCGCAAGCGCAAAUCUCGAUGCACCGUCGACAUACCCGGUCAAUCUUGCCUCCUGUGUCGCGUGCAAGGGGCCGACUGCCAUUACCAGGAGGAAGCCAAUGCUGACGCCUCGGUCUUGAGCACAAGCGAACCUCCGCCAUGGUCGGGAGCGCAGCCGGUCAAGCCCGAGCCGGUGUCGGGGCAUAAGCGCAAGCGAAGCCCCGACUCUCGUCCGUCUACAAAUGGUCCCAGUCCGCAUGGAACAACUUCCUCGUCUGGUCGCCGAGGAAGUGACUCGCGGCGCAAGGAAUAUGACGAUCCUCACAACGAGUCAGUGCUCAUUGUCGGGCCGAUGGUUGCGGAGGAUGCGCAAGUCAUUGAGAAACAUAUGCCUCCGGAGCGGUCCAGUUUUUCAGAGGAGCCCAACAGUCACCCGUACAAUAUCUACUCGAGCGAUCCCAGAAAGCCUGUACUCUACACUACCAUCUCUCGGCGGAGGAAAGGUAUGCGCCAGGGCGUUCCGCCAGGUGAAAACCAGAAGGAGAUCUUGGAGCAAAUACUCGGUCCCUUUAAACAUGACUUGGUUCGGCUCUUUAUUGACAGGUUCAAUGUCGCAUUCCCUAUCUUCGAUGGCGAGCAAUUCUGGGAUUCAUAUAUCACUGAAGCAUUGGAGGAUCCUCCCGCGGCGCUAUUAUGUCAGGUUUAUUCGAUGUCUCUGGUGUAUUGGAAACACACACAGAAACUUGCCUGUCAUCCGAAGCCCGACGUUCGAUAUGCAGUCAACAUGACUGUGGCUGCAUUGCACGAGGAAUUCUCUGCGCCAGGUCUGUCGACGAUUAGCGCUGCGCUCAUCGAUUUAACCGGACGACCUAUCUUCUCUAUGACAGGAAACGCCAUCAGCUGUGGUCGCAUGCUAUCUUUGGCCAAUUGCCUUGGUUUGAACCGUGAUCCGAGUCUGUGGAAGCUCUCAGAGCAAGAAAAGAACCAACGAAUUCGCCUUUGGUGGGGCGUUGUAAUCCAUGAUCGCUGGGGGAGCUUCGGUCACGGCGUGCCACCCCAGAUCGCCAAAACCCAAUACGACGUGCCUCUUCCUACAGUCGACGGACUUUGUCCCCCAAAUCUUCGAACUACCGAGCGCGUACGAGCAGCUCAUUGUCAUAUAUUUUUGUGCAAGUUAACCGAGAUUUUGGGCGAGUUACUACCAUUAGUAUAUGGUCUGCAAGCGAAAUUGGCACGCGAGAGCUCCAAGAAGCUGAGGCAGAUUCGAACGGAUCUGGACUUGUGGGAGGAUUCUCUUCCGGACUGGUUAAGAACACCAGUCCCCCACCGUGGCGAACAAGUCUAUGCGUCAAGCUGCUUACAGCUUGCCUUCCUAGCUGUCAAGAUGCUUGUUAGUCGAGUGGAGUUGAACGAGGUUAACAACGCGGAGACCGACAACCCCGAAGCACGUCGUUACUUCCAGACAGAGUGCCGCAGAUCCGCAGAGGAGAUCGUUCGUUUCAUUUCGUCUCUGCGGAAGGAGCACUUCAAGGAAUUCUGGCUACCUUACAGCGCUUUCCAUCUCACUUCAACGGCCACUCUCCUUGUACGCUCCGCUCUUGAAACCGACGACACGGACGUCGCCCGAUCCUGUCUUUCCAAUGUCGAGACCCUGCGCACAGUACUGCGCCGAGUACGCGAGGAGGAAGACUGGGACGUCGCUGACAUGUGCCUGGACCACUGCGAGAGAAUCAUGCACCGACUUCCCGGCACCGGCGCGGCCAUUGAUCAGACAUUGGCCUUUGCAAUGGCGGACAACGGACUGGUUAACCCAGCCGCAAUCUCUCUGCCAGAGACUCAAACCAACAACGACAUCGUGGAUGACAUGAUGUCUAUUUCUAAUACGUUCGGCACGAUGGACGGCUUCCCAUUCGACAUGACGGGUAUCUGGGAUGCCUCCGUUUUCCAGGACGUCAACUUGACCUAA
Penicillium atrosanguineum is the source of this 2055-nucleotide messenger RNA. RefSeq names its product putative C6 transcription factor. Gene Ontology annotation, biological process: DNA-templated transcription. The record is from RefSeq and is a predicted model, not a curated record. The coding region runs from base 1 to 2055 and encodes 684 amino acids. The transcript is spliced from 4 exons. Gene Ontology annotation, cellular component: nucleus. Gene Ontology annotation, molecular function: DNA binding; DNA-binding transcription factor activity, RNA polymerase II-specific; zinc ion binding. NCBI's taxonomy places the organism in Eukaryota, Fungi, Ascomycota, Eurotiomycetes, Eurotiales, Aspergillaceae.